GGAUUUCUUUCAAGACCACUUGGAAAAUAUUUCACAACGCUAACUCUACCGAAACGGUUACAUCCAACACUGUGUCGCUCGUUCUUUAACGCUCAGUCAUCACCAAGGACUUUGGCAGCGGAGCGCAAGAUGCCUCAAAAAGAGUACUAUAACCGGGCCACCUGGGAGUCUGGAGUAGCAUCCAUGAUGCAGAACAAGGUGUAUGACAUCUGUAACGAAGGUCACAGCGGAGUGAACCAGCUCGGCGGCGUGUUCGUCAACGGGAGACCCCUGCCAGACUCCACCAGACAGAAAAUAGUCGAGCUUGCUCACAGCGGCGCGCGGCCGUGCGAUAUCUCCAGGAUUCUGCAGACCCAUGCUGAUGCAAAAGUCCAAGUGCUGGACAAUGAAAACGUAUCCAACGGCUGCGUGAGUAAAAUUCUCGGCAGAUACUAUGAGACUGGCUCCAUCCGACCACGGGCAAUUGGAGGUAGCAAACCGAGAGUAGCCACUCCUGAGGUGGUCGGUAAAAUUGCUCAAUACAAGAGGGAGUGUCCGUCAAUCUUCGCUUGGGAAAUCCGAGACAGACUGCUCUCCGAGGGGGUGUGCACAAACGAUAAUAUACCCAGUGUGUCAUCGAUAAACAGGGUACUGCGCAACCUGGCUAGCGAGAAGCAACAGAUGGGCGCAGAUGGCAUGUAUGAGAAGCUGAGGAUGCUGAACGGUCAGACGGGAACGUGGGGGACCCGGCCGGGUUGGUACCCAGGAACCGCGGUGCCGGGACAGCCCAACCAAGAUGGCUGCCCACAGUCAGAUGGAGGGGGAGAGAACACUAAUUCAAUCAGUUCAAAUGGGGAGGAUUCAGAUGAGACCCAAAUGAGACUUCAGCUGAAAAGAAAAUUGCAAAGAAAUCGUACUUCAUUCACACAGGAACAAAUAGAGGCACUUGAGAAAGAGUUUGAAAGAACUCAUUAUCCAGACGUAUUUGCAAGGGAAAGACUGGCGGCCAAAAUCGACCUCCCUGAGGCUAGAAUACAGGUGUGGUUCUCAAACAGAAGAGCCAAGUGGAGGAGAGAGGAGAAACUCCGCAAUCAGAGACGGCAAGCCAGCAACUCCUCCAGCCACAUCCCCAUCAGUAGCAGCUUCAGCACCAGCGUCUACCAGCCCAUCCCACAGCCCACAACGCCAGUAUCCUUCUCAUCUGGCUCCAUGCUGGGCAGACCAGACACAGCCCUCACCAACACGUACAGCGCCCUGCCACCUAUGCCCAGCUUCACCAUGGCCAACAACCUACCUAUGCAAGGUCCGGUACCCAGCCAAGCACCCUCGUACUCCUGCAUGCUGCCCACCAGCCCCUCCGUGAACGGGAGGAGCUACGACACCUACACACCCCCUCAUAUGCAGGCACAUAUGAACAGCCAAUCAAUGGCCGCUUCGGGCGCUACCUCCACUGGCCUCAUCUCCCCCGGAGUGUCUGUUCCAGUCCAAGUCCCAGGCAGUGAGGCGGACAUGUCCCAGUACUGGCCCAGGCUACAGUAGGGCUGUACGUGUCAUCCUCGUGCGACUCCCUCCACUCUCCCUUGGCGGACCAGAGUGUCCAGCAGUAUUUCAUCACAGACCUGAGACUCUCCUGACAGACUCUUAUGAAGAGACUCUUUUGUACUGGGAUUGUGCCAUUCUCUACUGUUUGGACACAAAUACUUGAAGGAAAGCAAGCAAGAAAGAAAGAAAGAGAGACGGAGCGAAAGAAAGAGAGAGACUAAUGGACUUCUGUAAAGUGCCCUGUGUAAAGAAUCUCAAUGGGGAAAAAAUUAUCUCUGUUUUCAGUUUCCAACUUAUGUCAUUUUUCGUGUGUUUGUAUAUGGCCAGUUGUAUGUCAUGAUAAAAAAAACUGAUGGAACCAUGAAACCGAGUCUUGCUCGCUUCUCAUGAAAAGAGGAACAUUUGUGAAGCUUUUCUGCCAUGAUGAAUAGUUUUUAUCAACGUAUUUCAAGAACCUCUACCUGUCUGUCUGUGUACAGAAUGUGGACUCUGGAAAAAAAAGUUUAUAUCGUUCCAAAGCAGAGCUGGACUUGAAGCCACGAGCUGAGGAUUUGUUUCUGUGGUAAUUUUUUCCAAAGCUUGCUUGGGAAGCAUAAAACUCUGAAGAGGGAAAAAAAAACUUCUGGUAGCUAAAAACGGUAGAUUGUGUCUUCGAUAUAAUUCAGUUUGUUAUGUCGAAAUGUAAGUAUUUGUCUUCCCUGGCAAACUCCUGGAACAAUUUCUAUAAUAAAAUGAAUUUCAUUUAUAUUUCUCAGAAUAUUCUAUAUAUGUUUUAUACAUUAUUAUUUUUUCAUUCAUUCGUAAAUACAUUUCCUUCAAUCAAAUCCAUGUUU
Messenger RNA from Osmerus eperlanus (European smelt), 2354 nucleotides. It is a transcript of the gene pax6a, whose product is annotated as paired box 6a. The transcript is spliced from 13 exons. Gene Ontology annotation, biological process: anatomical structure development; regulation of transcription by RNA polymerase II. Gene Ontology annotation, molecular function: RNA polymerase II cis-regulatory region sequence-specific DNA binding; DNA-binding transcription factor activity, RNA polymerase II-specific. The record is from RefSeq and is a predicted model, not a curated record. The coding region runs from base 130 to 1518 and encodes 462 amino acids. Lineage: Eukaryota; Metazoa; Chordata; Actinopteri; Osmeriformes; Osmeridae.